Molecule: messenger RNA, 1569 nt
Organism: Candida tropicalis MYA-3404
Lineage: Eukaryota; Fungi; Ascomycota; Pichiomycetes; Serinales; Debaryomycetaceae
Exons: 1
Coding region: 1-1569 (522 amino acids)
Source: RefSeq, a predicted model, not a curated record
AUGAUAUUUAUUACCAGCUCCCGAAAUAUUCAAUCAUCAGAAUUAAAUAUAAGCAAUUCAACACAAAUUAAUAAUCAACGAAUAAAUAAAAAACAUGCACGAAUAAGAGGAUCAGGAUUACGAAAUACAAAAACUACUCAAUCAUUAACUAUUGAUUCAUCAUCUAAUAAUGAGAAUAAACGAUUAGUUUCACAGUUAUCAUCAGCGUUAAUAAAUAAACAAGAUUUGGAAUUGACUAGAUCAACAAGAAGAAAAUCAUCCAUUUUACCAUAUACUAUUAUUGAUAAAUUACCACCUUUAAGAAGAAAUAAAAAAAGAGUUAGUUUUAAAGAACCUGAUUUAAAUACAGAGCAUGAAUUGCCAGAUAUUGGAUUUCCAGAAGAAGAAAACACAACACCUGUGAAACGAACAGUAGGAAGACCAAAGAAACAAAAAUCAUUACGUGGAAGAAAACCCAAAUCAAAGGAAGAUGAGCGACAACAACAACAACAAGAAGAAGAAGAACAAGAAGAAAGUGAUACAUCAUUACUUAAAGCACAAGCGAUUGAUGAGAAAAUUGCAAAAGUUAAACAAAGAAUAAAAGAAUCUGGAUUAAUUGGAAAUGUAAAUUCAAAAAGUAGGAAACGUAUUAAUGAAUCAAGUAUUUUAGAUAGUCCAAAGUCAGAAAAUUCAGAAAUUGGAUUAAUUAAUGGAUCAAAAAGAUCACAACAUUCAUCAUCAAUUAAGAAAAGAAAAGUAUCAUCAGGUGAAUCGUCACUAAUAUCACAACCUUCUUCACCACCACCACCACCACCACAACCAUCUUCAAUACGUCAACAAGUCAUUCCUACCCCAUCUCCUGAACCAGAUAUUAGCGAUUCUGAACAAGAUAGUGAUCCAGAUUAUGGGAAUUCAAUAAUUCCUAAUAGAAGAAGACAAGGGGCAAAUAUAAUAUCAUCAGGUAAAACUCGACGAGUAGCACUUCCAUUAUUAUCAAAAACCAAAAGUAAAAUCACUAUAGAUUAUCCAACACUUGUCAAUGCAUCAAAUAAUCGAGGUAGAAUACAACGAGCAAGAAUGUUGGAUGUAUUACGAUCAUUAAUAUCAACAUUUGAACCACCACCUUCAUUAACUAAUAAUAAUUUAGAAAUUCAUGAAAGAUUUAAAAAUAAUUUACUUUCAAAUAUAGAUAAAUUAAGAGAUGAAACUACAACAAUCGAAGAUAUUGCUAAAAAUAUUCAUUCUGUACAAAAAGCUAAAAAAGAAUUAAGAAAAAUGAUAUUUGAUUUAAAAAAUGAUCAUGUUGAUAUUGGUAAUCAAUUGAAUCAAUUACGUGUUAAUAUAAAGAAUAAAAAACAACAAUUUGAAUCUUUAAAUUUAUUAACUGAUCAAUUUAAACAAACUAAAGAGAUGAUGUUGAUGAUGGAGGAGAAGGAGGAGGGAGGUAAGAAGAAUAGAAAUUCAGGAUUGAAUGAUGAUGUUCAAUUAAAGUUGGCAUCGUUAGGAAAGAUAUUGAAUCCCGAUAUUGGAUUAUGUUCAAAACUUGAACACAUCAAUAAUAAACUUGAACAUUUAGAUGAGUCUAUAUAA